AUGGCUCCCAAAAUCGCAAUCGUCUUCUACUCAAUCUGGGGCAACAUCCAAGACCUCGCCUUGGCCGAAGCCCAAGGCAUCGAAGAAGCCGGCGGCACAGCAGACCUCUACCGCAUCCCCGAAACCCUCCCCCAAGAAAUCUUGGAAAAAAUGUCUCCUGCACCACCACACCCUGCCGUAAAAGAAUUACCUUCCCCUACCACUCUCGAAACCUACGACGGAAUCCUCUUCGGGAUCCCGACGCGUUACGGAAAUAUGCCCGCGCAGUGGAAAACGUGGUGGGAUGCGACUGGCUCGCAAUGGCAGAAUGGGAAGUAUUUUGAGAAGUAUGUUGGAGUGUUUGUUUCUACGGGUGGGGCCGGGGGUGGACAGGAGAGUACGGCUCUGGCUAUGAUGUCUACUUUCGCCCACCACGGCAUGAUUUAUAAGCCUUUGGGUAGUAAAACUACGUUUCCUCAACAGACGAAUCUUGAUGAGGUGAGAGGCGGGUCGAGUUGGGGCGCGGGCACUUUUGCGGGGCAUGCGGGUGUGAGACGGCCGACGGAGUUGGAGUUGUCGAUGGCGAGGCAGCAGGGGAGGGAUUUUUUUAGGCAUUUGGAGAGGGUGAGGUUUGAGUGA
This is a messenger RNA of Pseudocercospora fijiensis CIRAD86, 618 nucleotides long. RefSeq lists its product as uncharacterized. Bases 1 to 618 code for a protein of 205 amino acids. Gene Ontology annotation, molecular function: NAD(P)H dehydrogenase (quinone) activity; FMN binding. Lineage: Eukaryota; Fungi; Ascomycota; Dothideomycetes; Mycosphaerellales; Mycosphaerellaceae. The record is from RefSeq and is a predicted model, not a curated record. The transcript has 2 exons.